AUGCUUGUUACUGCAUUGAGCAGGUCUGAUGAUGUCCGGCUUCUGUGGACGAUGGCGAGUCUAGCUUUGGCUUUCUGGAUGUCAGCAGCCCAGUUGGAGGUCGCAUCAAUGACGCCUCCGAGCCUAGCGCAAAUAGGCCCGACUCACCAGAAUGCCUGCAUCGAACUUCCGUUUCAGCUGGGAAUACCCUUUGAAUACACACUUCCUGACGACUUACAGGUUGGCCUUUUUCUUCAUAUCAUAAAUCGACUUUAUUACAUAAUUCUAUACGUCUGA
Molecule: messenger RNA, 276 nt
Organism: Protopolystoma xenopodis
Lineage: Eukaryota; Metazoa; Platyhelminthes; Monogenea; Polystomatidea; Polystomatidae
Source: the annotation of a GenBank genome assembly